This is a messenger RNA of Hibiscus syriacus, 915 nucleotides long. RefSeq names its product 40S ribosomal protein S9-2-like. Lineage: Eukaryota; Viridiplantae; Streptophyta; Magnoliopsida; Malvales; Malvaceae. Gene Ontology annotation, cellular component: cytosolic small ribosomal subunit. Gene Ontology annotation, molecular function: rRNA binding; structural constituent of ribosome. Gene Ontology annotation, biological process: translation; positive regulation of translational fidelity. The transcript is spliced from 3 exons. The coding region runs from base 71 to 664 and encodes 197 amino acids. The record is from RefSeq and is a predicted model, not a curated record.
CGUAUAUAUAACGAUCACGCCGCGCCUCUUUCUUCUUCGCUGCUUCGCUUCUUUCUAAACAGGCGUAGUCAUGGUGCAUGUCAGUUUCUACCGCAACUAUGGGAAGACCUUUAAGAAGCCAAGGCGUCCAUAUGAAAAGGAGCGAUUGGAUGCAGAGUUGAGGCUUGUGGGAGAGUAUGGACUGCGAUGUAAGAGGGAGUUGUGGAGGGUUCAGUAUGCUUUGAGCCGUAUUCGAAAUGCUGCCAGGGAUCUUCUUACUCUUGAUGAGAAGAACCCUCGCCGUAUUUUUGAGGGUGAAGCGCUUCUUCGUAGAAUGAACAGGUAUGGACUUUUGGAUGAGAGCCAAAACAAGCUUGAUUAUGUCUUGGCUUUGACUGUUGAGAAUUUCCUUGAGCGCCGCUUGCAAACACUAGUGUUCAAGUCUGGGAUGGCCAAGUCGAUUCACCAUGCUCGUGUGUUGAUUAGGCAAAGGCAUAUAAGAGUUGGUAGGCAAGUUGUCAACAUCCCAUCUUUCUUGGUGAGGGUUGACUCUCAAAAACACAUCGACUUCUCUCUCACAAGUCCAUUUGGAGGCGGCCGCCCUGGAAGAGUGAAGAGAAAGAACCAGAGAGCAGCUGCAAAGAAGGCUGCCGGGGGAGAUGGUGACGAUGAUGAGGAAGAAUAGUAAAUCUUAAGGCCAUUAUCCCACAACUAGGAACACCCGAAAAGCCUCUGAUAAGGACUUGCCUUCACCUGAGUUUUUGUUUCCAGAUAUUUACUGUAGUGGAUUCUGGAAUAUGCUGUUGCUUUUAGUAUUCUGUUUUAUUUUCCCCCCUGGUUUGAAGCUAUUCGGAGUAAUUAUGUUUAAAGAUUAAAAUAUUUUGCUUUUGGUCAUUUUAGUGGCAAUGACAUCUAUAGAGCCCAAAAUCUUAUCAA